AUGUUGGGUAUGGAGUAAGGUAUUGCCCCCAAAUGUUCUCCUCCAGCCGAGCCACGGAGCUUUCCUGGGUGGAGCGGGAAGGGCCUAUUCCUGUUCUCGCUUCUGCUCAGGUUCUGUUCGUGUUCGUGCAUCUAUGCCGGGGGUAGACAGCUUCCGCAGCCGAGGUCUUCACGCGAACUGCGGAAAGAAGCAGCGUGCUGCUAUCGAUCAGCCCGCCCGUGGAAGCGUUGCGGUAGGAAUCGAACUUGCGCUCCUCCUCCAAAUACUUGGAGUUAGAUCGAUGGGACUAUUGAUCAGGAGGCGAGCAUUCAGGACUGAAACGAGCUCCCAUCAAGUCCCAUCCUUGGAGCCCCCGCCCGGAGCCCCCGCCCGGCGCCCAUGGCAGCGGGCGAUAAGUAUGAUACGUAUUGAGAAGGAAUCAAGGUGGACGCGGGGUCACCGGAACUCAGGGGAUGCAUUCGUCUCGCCUGUCCCUUGUCAAACAGCACCCUUAGUUUACUAUGAAGUCUCGGGAAAGAGUGUUCUCGAAGGCUUCCACGCGGGCUCUGCGCCGUCGACGUGCUUGCCUAGCUGCCUGAAACGCUCUGCCGGCUGGCGUUAACACCGACGAGCCUGUCAGACAGCCGGUCUGACGCUCCCGUAUGAGAGGCUGGAGAUGAGAUGGACAACAUCUUCAUGGGGCGAGGUUUGGCGAGCCGAGGUUACAUAACCAUGCAACUCAGCGGCACUGACGUUGGUGGAGGGAGAGGGUGCAGGGAGUGGUAGCUAGGGUUCAAACCUUGUUUUCAGGCACGUCUUAUUCAGCAUAUCUUGAAACAUCCGGUCCCGAGGGAAUCCGACGUUAACUGCGCGAGCACACAGACUCGCGCUGUGGUGGAGAUGCUGUCGUGAGGUGUGCUAAAAACGGAUGAGUUCGAAACGAGCGGAAGAGGGAGACACACUCCAGUUGCAUCAAGAUUC
Messenger RNA from Parathielavia appendiculata, 960 nucleotides. RefSeq lists its product as uncharacterized. The record is from RefSeq and is a predicted model, not a curated record. The coding region runs from base 134 to 601 and encodes 155 amino acids. NCBI's taxonomy places the organism in Eukaryota, Fungi, Ascomycota, Sordariomycetes, Sordariales, Chaetomiaceae. The transcript has a single exon.